AGAAUGUCCUCCUCCCUCCCUGGAAACCGCGAACUCCCUGCCUCCCAGUACGACCUCUCCUCGUACUGGGGGCGGGUGCGCCAUGCCGCCGACCUGUCGGACCCGAGAAUGGCAUUUACAUCAAGCGCGGGUCUGGAACAGGCCAAAUCGUUGAUCAAAAUGUAUAAAUCCGGGAACGGGGUGAUGACGCCCGAGCUGUGGCAUGCGAAGAAGAUCGUGGACUCGACGUUGCACCCGGAUACUGGCGAACCCGUCCUCCUUCCGUUCCGCAUGUCGUGUUAUGUCCUUUCGAAUCUGGUGGUUACGGCGGGGAUGCUCACGCCAGGGUUACAGACAACUGGAACUCUGCUGUGGCAGAUUGCAAACCAAUCGCUCAACGUAGCGAUCAACAAUGCCAACGCCAACAAAUCGACCCCCCUCUCCGUCCCGCAGAUCGCCAAAUCCUACCUGAUGGCGGUGUCGGCCUCGUGCUCCGUCGCACUAGGCUUGAACGCGCUGGUUCCGCGCCUGAAGAGCCUGACGCCGCAGACCCGUCUGCUGCUCGGCCGGCUGGUCCCCUUUGCGGCCGUGUCGAGCGCCUCGGCGCUGAACGUCUUCCUCAUGCGGGGCGAGGAGAUCCGUCGUGGUAUCGACGUCUACCCUGUUCUCUCGGAGGAAGAGAAGCUCGCGCGCGAGAAGACGGGCGAGCCCGUCCAAUCGCUCGGCAAGAGUAAGAAGGCGGCCACCAUUGCGGUGGGUGAGACCGCUGUCUCGCGCGUCCUCAACGCUACCCCGAUCAUGGUCAUCCCGCCGUUAAUUCUUGUCCGGCUGGAGAAGACCGCCUGGCUGCGUGCCCGCCCGCGCAUGGUCCUCCCCAUCAACCUGGGUCUCAUCCUCGCUACAUCCCUCUUCGCCCUACCGCUUGCCCUGGGGGCGUUCCCGCAGCGACAGGCGUUGAGCGCGGAGUCCCUUGAGGAAGAGUUCUGGGGCAAGGGUGGGUUAAAUGGACAGGUGGAAUUCAAUAGGGGGAUGUAA
Messenger RNA from Penicilliopsis zonata CBS 506.65, 1014 nucleotides. RefSeq lists its product as hypothetical. Gene Ontology annotation, cellular component: mitochondrial inner membrane. Gene Ontology annotation, molecular function: monoatomic ion transmembrane transporter activity. Bases 4 to 1014 code for a protein of 336 amino acids. The transcript is spliced from 4 exons. The record is from RefSeq and is a predicted model, not a curated record. Lineage: Eukaryota; Fungi; Ascomycota; Eurotiomycetes; Eurotiales; Aspergillaceae. Gene Ontology annotation, biological process: monoatomic ion transport; mitochondrial transmembrane transport.